AUGUUCAAGUGCAGACUUGCAAUCACGGUAGGUAUGUUCGUCUGGGAAUGCAUAGUCUGGUGUUCGCCGAACUUGAGGAUGUUCGUUGAACGAGGUGCGGUUUACCUCAUGCUUGACAUCAUAGAUGCAACGGUUUUUCCCGUUCGAGUCGUUUUCUUGGGUGCUCUCUGCGACAUGUGUGACGAGGGAGGCUAUGAGACACAAUUCUGCACUUGGCGAGGUCAUAACAAAGAACUGGGCCUCAUGUCGUUGCUAGCUAAAAUAUGGAGGGAAGAAGAAAUUAAGAUCAGGGCUAAGAGGACCGAAGAUGGCUGCAUUGAUGAUCUUGAGUUGCCAUUAAUGGGUAUAAAUCAGUGGUUCGCCACGUUUCAUCGAAAGUAUCCCAAAACAACGAGUCCAGCGUUAGAAGACAUGAUGGGAUCCUGUCGACCGAAAAUAUACGCGAUUCGUAAAAUUCUCGAACGUGAUACGGAGAGAUACGAGAUAGCACAGAAUCAUUACAGAAUAUUUUUACAAGAAAUACCCAUAGAGGAUCAGAUUACGAUGCUGUUAAUAGAUCACUACUUUCGGAUGAAACAGGGAGAGGUAUGGGUAGAAGUUCACAGAGACAUUCACAGGAUCGGUCUGCUGCCGAUCCGCACAGACGGUGAGAUGAUAUUUCUGAUGCUCCAGAGGCAACAAAGGCAAGCUCUGUCUAUCAAGGAGAGUCAAGAUGCUAUCUUAAAGGCGGCAAAAGAGGCUGAACUUCGGAAAGAAAAGGCGACGUACAAAGAAAUCAUAGAUUCGAAGCUUGCGCCGACACUGGACGCCCUGCACCAGAUCGAUUUCAUAUCCAGAACUACCGACCCGAGGUUCAUGUAUCGCAGCAAAAAUCGCCAGAGAGCGGAAGUCGAACGUGCGCUUCAUUUUCCGGUGGACGCGGAUCCCCAAUCCUGCCACAGAACGUUUCUCGGCAAAACAAAUGUCACGGCCAUAAUGAAUCACCAGCACACUAUACAAAGUGAAGCCCUUGCUAACGCCGAGCCCGAUAAAUAUAAACUGAUGCCCGUAUCGCCUUCGAUAUCCGGUUGUACAACCCCGUCGAUCGUCGCCGAAGCUUCCGACGGGCUUUCGUGUCGUGCAUGCUUCAUGUCUGGCCUACCAUGCUUUCAUCACGAACGGCAGCCGCACUGA
Molecule: messenger RNA, 1173 nt
Organism: Neodiprion fabricii
Lineage: Eukaryota; Metazoa; Arthropoda; Insecta; Hymenoptera; Diprionidae
Product: cilia- and flagella-associated protein 69-like
Exons: 4
Coding region: 1-1173 (390 amino acids)
Biological process (GO): positive regulation of flagellated sperm motility
Cellular component (GO): non-motile cilium; sperm midpiece
Source: RefSeq, a predicted model, not a curated record